Gekko japonicus is the source of this 3270-nucleotide messenger RNA. RefSeq names its product prenylcysteine oxidase 1-like. Gene Ontology annotation, molecular function: prenylcysteine oxidase activity. The transcript has 6 exons. The coding region runs from base 108 to 1625 and encodes 505 amino acids. Gene Ontology annotation, biological process: prenylated protein catabolic process; prenylcysteine catabolic process. NCBI's taxonomy places the organism in Eukaryota, Metazoa, Chordata, Lepidosauria, Squamata, Gekkonidae. The record is from RefSeq and is a predicted model, not a curated record.
GGCGGAGCGGAGGACUACUGAGCCACAGGCCUGUCCUUUGCUUCCGCGCGUCGGUCGGCAGGCAGGUCUCGCUCUCCUCAGCCGCGGCCGCCACCGCCGCCGCCGCCAUGUGGGUGCCUUGGACGGGAUCCGCUCGCCUCCUCCUGCUCCUGGCCUCCAUGUGCAGGGGGCUUUCCUCGGGGUCCCAGGAGCUGCGCUACCCGCCUAAUCGAAUAGCUGUAAUUGGAGCUGGCAUUGGGGGCACAUCUGCAGCCUACUUUCUGCGCCAGAAGUUUGGAAAAGAUGUCCUGAUUGAUGUAUUUGAAAGAGGGGCUGUGGGUGGCCGUCUGGCUACUGUCAACUUGGAAGGAGAAGACUAUGAAGCAGGAGGAGCUGUCAUCCACCCUCUUAACCUGCACAUGAAGCAUUUUGUCAAAGAACUAGGACUUUCUGCUCCCAAAAGCCAAGGAGGCCUCAUGGGCAUUUACAAUGGAGAUGAGUUUGUCUUUGAGGAGAGUAGCUGGUACAUUUGGAAUUUUGUCAAGCUCCUGUGGCACUAUGGACUGAAUCCCUUGCGAAUGAGCAUGUGGGUGGAGGAAAUUCUGGACAAGUUUAUGAGGAUCUAUCGGUAUCAGGCCCAUGACUAUGCCUUCAGCAGUAGCGAAGGUUUGCUUCACGCUCUUGGAGGGGCUGAAUUCCUUCAUAUGCUGAAUCAGACCAUUGAUGAAUCCAUGCAGAAGUCUGGCUUUUCUCACAAGUUCAUCAAUGAGAUAGUAACUUCAGUCAUGAGAGUAAACUAUGGCCAAGGUACCAAUAUCAAUGGCUUUGUAGGUGCUGUAUCUUUAGCAGGUGCCGAUAGUGGACUUUGGUCAGUAGAAGGUGGCAACAAACUGGUAUGCACUGGCCUUCUGUAUGCUUCUAAAGCACAGCUGAUUCCUGGCACAGUUAUUUCUAUAGAGGAGAAGACAAGGCAAAAUGGACGUUCAGGUGGUAGUGUGAAGCUGUACGAAGUGACCUACAAUUCUACAUCAGGAUUAGCGAGUGAUGCAUACAACAUCGUUCUGAUUGCAACCCCCUUGAACCGUAAGAUUGCCAACAUAACAUUCCUCAACUUCAAACCACCCAUUCCUGAAUUCUCCAAGCCCUAUCAAGAGACUGUAGCAACAUUUGUCCAUGGUCACAUCAAUGCCUCUUUCUUUGGCUACCAGGACCCUUCCUACUUCCAUCUAAGUGGCAUUUUCACAAUUGAGGAUCCAAAGUUAUUUAUAAAUAGCAUGGGCAUUGUAGGUCCAGUUAAGGAUAGAAAAGAUGUACUGAACCCAUUACUGGGCCCUCGAGUUUGGAAAAUUUUCUCACCCCAACCCCUCACCACAGAGCAAAUGAACUUUCUUUUCCUUUCCUACGAUACCACUACAGUAAAAACAUGGCUAGCCUACCCACACUACAGCCCCCCGGAGAAAUGCCCACCUAUCAUCCUUCACAGUAGAAUGUACUACCUCAACAGCAUAGAAUGGGCUGCAAGCGCCAUGGAAAUGAGUGCAAUUUCAGCUAAAAAUGCUGCUCUUCUGGCUUACCACCACUGGUAUGAAAAGAUGGACAUGAUUGAUCAGGAAGAUUUGCAUGAAAGACUCAAAACAGAACUCUGAGUUGGGAUCCUCAUUGUUUGGAAAAAUAGUCUUAAGACUGGUGGUGGUAUUACACUGAAACUUAUCUUCAAGGCUGUACUUCAAGGGGGAGGAAACAACUCUGGACUGUUUUAAGAACACUUGGUAACUGAUGAACACAACCUACUGUUUAUUUUUGCCUAUCCAAAGAGGCAAGGACCUCCAGGAAUAUUUCUUCUGAACACAGAAAGAAGUCUGUCAUACUAGAAAGUAUCCUAAAUUCUUGCUCUGCAUAAGGACCUAAUGUUUCAUAAGCCUACUAGAGAACACUGAAUUAGGCCUCACUGUGUCAUAAGGUUGCUUAGCUUUAAUCUCAUUUAAUUGGGCUACAUGAAUAAGUGAAAAUUAAGCACCUGUUAUAUCUUAGCAUCAGCAUAUAGCUUAUAAGUCCAACCACUCCAAGUCAGAUCACAGUCUACUGUAAGUAAGUUCUCUAGUAGCCUUCAAGGUGAAAGCCAUUAUGUUCUACUCUGGUUCAGUCCCUACUGAAGUGCAUGGGGAAAUAAGGUGUGCAGUAGUAUUUGGUAUAUAGUGUGUCAUCUAUUGAAAGUAUGCUUACUGAUUAUGAAAGGUAGAAAUACUGAAUAUCAUCUAGUAGAGAGAAAUAGAAGGCAAUGGUAUGUGCAAUGCAUGUUAGCUUGGGUUUUUACACUCUAAUUCUUGAAAGCCAUCACAUGUGGAAGAAAAGCCCAAACCAACAGCAAGUUCAAGGAUCAGGCAGGUCAGGUAUCAGCAACUAAAAAUGAGGACUAUGCAGAAAAGCAGAAAAAAAUCGUUUGUUGAUUUAAUCUCCCUUUUGCUGCACUGCAGAAGUUAUACUGACUUACAGAGGGUUUUCUUUACUAAAAACUUCACAGUCAAUACACUGUGUUGAGGAAAUGUUUAGCAGAAACAAUACUAUUGCUUUAAGACUUUUUUGAUCUUUAACAUACAACUACAGUCCCUGUUCAGCAACUGAAGAAUUCAUGUACAACCUACUAUUAGGUACAGCACACUUGUUUACUAUGAACUGCUACUUACAGUGGAGAGCUAACAAGCCAUUUGCCACAAGAAGCAACUAACACUGGUCCAAAAACAGGACUCAUUAAACUUUUUAACCUAUUAAAAUCAAUAAGAAAAUUAUCCUAAAUGCCCAAACAGCCAUUCAUCUGGUUUUGUGAAUUUUGCCACCAGGCUGUUAUUUAUUCUGUUCACUAUUUAUACCUUGGGCAAAACAGUAUUGCAAUAAGCUCAGCACUGAAGUACUGAUAUUUUGCUAUUAAAGUGGAUAACAUCAUGACUGAAUUCAGGUGGAAUUUUUUACUCUCUUGGUGAAAAGGUACAAUAUAGAGGUUGUGUCUGUAUUCUAGUAUAGUCUUUGAGGGAUAACUAGCAUUUCUUUAUAAUCCUUACUGUCAGAGGUUUUUCUAUUACCUACUAACACAGUUCCUUUAUCCAGGUAAGUCAUUUAGUCAAUAAGGUGCCAUAAGAAUGGUUGUUUUGACUAGACAUGCUAACAUUGGUGCAGCUCUGGAAUUUAUCCAUCUACCUGCAUAGCAGCUGAAAGACCCACCUUCCAAUCCAGAAUGUCUGAGGUCAAACAACCAUAGGAGGGAAAAAUUACAGCUAGAUAGCUGUUACUGGCUGC